UUGUGUGGCCAACCCUCUUUUUCUCUCUCUCCAUCACUCCAUUUUUCUUUAGCACUUUCUCUUUGCUCUCUGUGCUUGCUCUCCUGUUGUCCUUCAUUUCUUUCAAAAGUCAGUUUUCCUCUGUAAAGCACGUGGGCGUUCAAGGUCAUCAGUAUAAAAUGAAUGUGAUUUUCGAUUAAAGAGAGACCAGAGAGGCUGUUGGGAGUGUGGUGACGUGAACAGAAACGGUUGCCUUCCAGAUUUUCACAGCAGCAAUCAGCAGUACGCAGAUCACACUUACCCUGCGUUACGAUGCCUCUAUUGAGAGAUCUUCGGAAGAAAGAUGACAUUAAUGCUGUUUAUGAGCUGAAAGAAAAACUGGGAGAGGGCUCGUUCUCUGAGGUUCGAGUGGCUCAGCACAGAUGCACUCAGAAGCUUGUGGCUGUCAAGUGCAUCCGCAAGAGAGCGCUAAAGGGAAAAGAAUCCAUGCUGGAGAAUGAGAUUGCAGUAUUACGCAGAAUAAAUCAUGAAAACAUUGUCUCUUUGGAGGAAACCUUUGAGACUCCUUCUAAACUGUAUUUGGUAAUGAACCUGCUGACAGGAGGGGAACUGCUGGACAGGAUUCUGGAGAGAGGCAGUUACACAGAGAAAGAUGCCAGUCGUGUGAUAUAUCAGGUGCUGCAGGCGGUGAAGUAUCUGCACCAGCUGGGCGUUGUGCAUCGAGAUCUAAAGCCAGAGAAUUUACUGUAUGAGACUCCAUUAGAAGAUUCCAAAAUUGUCAUCAGUGACUUCGGUCUGUCUAAAAUGGAAGAGCAGGGUGCUCUUUCCACGGCCUGUGGGACACCUGCCUAUGUUGCUCCUGAACUUCUACAGCAGAAAACAUAUGGUAAAGAGGUGGAUCUCUGGGCCAUUGGGGUCAUUACAUUUAUUCUACUUUGUGGCUAUCCUCCAUUCUACGAUGACAAUGACACACAACUCUACAGGCUGAUCAUAAAGGCUGAAUAUGAAUUUGAUUCACCAUACUGGGAUGACAUCUCUGACUCCGCGAAAGACUUCAUAGUUCACUUACUGCAGAAGGAUACAGCGAAGAGGUUCAAUUGUGACCAGGCCUUGCAGCAUCCUUGGAUAUCAGGAGGUGCGGCUCUAGACAAGAACAUCCACGGCUCAGUGUCGGCACAGAUUCAGAAAAACUUUGCCAAGAGUCACUGGAAGAGAGCCUUUAAUGCCACCAACAUCGUGCGUCAUUUAAAAAAGAAAACCCACUCCGGGGAAGACGAUGAAGGGAAUCACUCCACAAGUAUAGGGACCAUCUGACAAUCUACUGGCAGAAAACCGAGGCUCUGUGAAAGAAAUAGUUCACCAAACAUGAAAACUGUGUCAUUUACUCAUGCUCAUGUUGCUCCAAAUCCUUAUGACAUUCGUUUUUGGCCCUCGUUGUGUGAACAAUGAAAGAAGCAGUGAACAAGUUCUUGAAGAUCCAAAAAGGAAACAAAAUAAUCAUCAAAACAAUUGGUUAUGAGACAUGU
Carassius carassius (crucian carp) is the source of this 1505-nucleotide messenger RNA. It is a transcript of the gene pnck, whose product is annotated as pregnancy up-regulated nonubiquitous CaM kinase. Gene Ontology annotation, molecular function: calmodulin binding; calcium/calmodulin-dependent protein kinase activity; ATP binding. Lineage: Eukaryota; Metazoa; Chordata; Actinopteri; Cypriniformes; Cyprinidae. The transcript is spliced from 12 exons. Gene Ontology annotation, cellular component: intracellular anatomical structure. Bases 292 to 1293 code for a protein of 333 amino acids. Gene Ontology annotation, biological process: peptidyl-serine phosphorylation. The record is from RefSeq and is a predicted model, not a curated record.